CCUUGACACCUCCAAACAUCUGCCGCCCGCAACCCCGAAUCCGACACCGACACCGCCCAUCCGCAACCCCCAAUCCUACACUAUCAAGAAUCCAAUCACCAUCUCGGCGGACCCAAGCUACAGCUUCUUCAUCAAACAUGGUCGUCCUAGCAGCAUCCAUCUGCACGCGCGGGGGCAAAGCGGUGUUAUCACGGCAGUUCCGGGAGAUGCCGCGGUCGCGGAUCGAGGGGCUCCUGGCGGGGUUCCCGAAGCUGACGGACGCGGGGACGCAGCACACGACGGUCGAGACGGAGAACGUGCGCUACGUGUACCAGCCGCUCGACGAGCUGUACAUGGUGCUCAUCACCAACCGCGCCAGUAACAUCUUGCAGGAUAUCGACUCGCUGCAUCUGUUCGCCCAGGUCGUCGCGAGUGUUUGUAAGAGUCUUGAUGAGAGGGAGAUUCUAAGGAACUCGUUUGAGCUGCUGAGCGCGUUCGAUGAGGUCGUCGCGCUCGGCUAUAGGGAGAAUCUGAGCCUGCAGCAGAUUAAGACGUUCCUCGAGAUGGAGUCCCAUGAGGAGAGGAUCCAGGAGAUUAUCUCGAGGAAUAAGGAGUUCGAGGCGUCUGAGGAGCGGAAGAGGAAGGCGAAGCAACUGGAAAUGCAGAGGAAGGAGAUGGUCCGGAGCGGUGGGAGCGGCGCGGGAAGCGGCGGUAUGGCUGGUGGCAUGGGCGCCGGAAGGAGCAUGGGCGGUGGUAGCAGCACGCCGAAGUUCAAUACCUACAAUGCCCCGGCUAAGCAAGAGUCUACCUACGAUUCCUACGAGGCGGAGAAGAAGAAGACGUACUUCUCGGCAUCGUCGGCACCGAAAGGCAAGGGAAUGCAGUUGGGGAAGAAGAGCAAGACUACCGACAUGUUCGAGAAGGUACGCAACGAGAUGGGAGGGGUGGACGCGGACGACCGCAGCCCGCUCAUGGGCUCGUCUACGCCUGACGUCGCCAGUCCUGCCGCCACCAGACAAACCUUCCCAGCGGACACCCACGGCGUUACAAUCACGGUCACGGAACAGAUCUCGGCGGACCUGGCUCGCGAUGGAAACAUCAAGUCGUUCGAUAUCAAGGGCAACCUCUUCGUCCGCGUGUCCGACCCGGCCCUCUCAAAGAUCAGGCUCGCGGUCACGGCGGAUACCAGCAGCGGCGCACAGUUCAAGACGCAUCCUAACGUUGACCGUGCCGCGUUCAACACCGGCAUACUGCAGCUGAAAGACACAUCCCGCGAGCUCCCCCUCGCUAGCCAGUCGCUUCUCCGGUGGCAGCAGAAAUCCGGCACCGCACCCAUCGCCUUCACAAUCUGGCUUAACCAGCUGGGCGGUGGCCGGUACCAGGUCACUGUUGAGUACGAGCUCCAGGACGAAACCAAUACCCUCCGCGACGUCACUGUGUCGAUACCGUUCCAGCGCUCGGAGCCGACGGUUACCAGCAUGGACGAGACCUACGAAGUCGCUGGUGACUCGCUCGACUGGACGCUGGCGAGCAUCUCGGAGGAGAACGGGAGCGGCGCUUUCGAGUUUGAGGCCGAGGCCGAAGAGGAGGCGGAGUUUUUCCCGAUGAGGAUUGGGUUCAGAAUGGAGAGGCCGGCGGUUGCCGUUGAUGUUGAUGAUAUCACGCUGGUCGACUCAGGUGACAGCGUGGAAUUCUCGAAGGAGGUCAAGAGCGUGGCUGAAAACUACCUUGUCGUCUAGAUUACUUUCUGGCUGGGGUUUAUAUGGGUGCGAGUUAAUGGGUGGUUCGCGGGGUUCGUGUGGGAUGGCGGUUUGCAGUGCAAUCGGUGUUUAAAAGCUAGAGCUCAAAGGAUGAAAUGAUGAUCAAAGCGAUGCAGCAUCGGCAUGAAGCGAG
Molecule: messenger RNA, 1872 nt
Organism: Tricharina praecox
Lineage: Eukaryota; Fungi; Ascomycota; Pezizomycetes; Pezizales; Pyronemataceae
Product: putative coatomer subunit delta
Exons: 3
Coding region: 138-1718 (526 amino acids)
Biological process (GO): endoplasmic reticulum to Golgi vesicle-mediated transport; retrograde vesicle-mediated transport, Golgi to endoplasmic reticulum; Golgi localization
Cellular component (GO): COPI vesicle coat; cytosol
Source: RefSeq, a predicted model, not a curated record